This is a messenger RNA of Symbiodinium sp. CCMP2592, 849 nucleotides long. NCBI's taxonomy places the organism in Eukaryota, Dinophyceae, Suessiales, Symbiodiniaceae. The record is from the annotation of a GenBank genome assembly.
AUGCUCGUCCUUUCACAGCUCCUUAUGGUGGUCGGUGCUGUGCGUCUGGAUACUGACACCGUGUCAGCUGAAAAGAGCACAAACCUCUGCGACCACUGGCUGUUCGUCCAGUAUCAAGGUGUCCAUGGUAUGGAGGAUGACACAUAUGGCUCCUUCCGAUACCUGGCAGAUGAAUGGAAGGAGGAGAAGAACGUGGUCCUUGCCUACAAGCAGCACGCCAACGGCUGCACCAAGACGUACCUGGCGAGCUGUGAGCAAGGAGGUUUCAUCCAGAAGGUGGAAUGUCCCGGCAAGGAGACGGUGCUCAACACGAAGUGCCUCGGGGGCUGGGCUUGCAUUUCAAGCAGGAAGACGGAUCUCGAGGAUGAAGAGACUGCUACCGUCUACGACCCAGUGAAUGGACCUGUGCACAUGUCGACUGGGAAGGUGAUGUUCUCCACGAUCGAUCCGGAUUCUGGUGUAACGUUGGAGCCGCUUAAAAAUACCGGCAUGGCCUGGAAAACGGAGCUGGGUUGCUAUUGCUGCCAGCAUUCCUACGACGGCUUGCACAACCCUUUCUCGGCCUCAGGUGAACGAGUGGCGUGGACACGCACGGGUGGCGGACGCACAGAGUGCAUGCUCGCCUUCCGAAUGAUUGGGAACGGCUUGGACCACGACAACAUUGCCGACAGCAGCGCCUUGGGGGUCUUUGCAAUGAUCCCAGAGUUCAUUGGCACCUUUCUGGACACGAUUACGGGCACCCUCGGCCGGCACCUAGCCUGUAAGGCCUCUUGUGCCCUUCGAAAGGUGGCCUUUGAGCCUAACAAGUACCCCUACACAAAGAUUUCCACGAGCGUUGACAAGUACUGA